UGUGUGAAUUGAUGAAACAAUAAGAAAAUAACCACAUAACUUGUAAUGUCACUCAUGAGGCAGUCAAGUAGCUUGAUUUGCUGACCCCGGUCCAGUCCUGCCAAACUUCACCGACACUGGGAACACACGGCGGUCUAUUUGCUACUGUCUGUCAGCGAUGGAGCGGAAAGUAGCACGGGAAUUUAGGCACAAGGUGGAGUUGCUGAUUGAAAAUGAAGCAGAGAAGGAUUACCUGUAUGAUGUCCUCCGCAUGUAUCACCAGUCAAUGGAUUUGACAGUGCUGGUUGGAGACCUUAAGCUGGUCAUCAAUGAACCAAAGCGCCUGCCCUUAUUUGACGCCAUCCGACCUCUCAUCCCACUCAAACACCAGGUGGAGUACGACCUGCUCACGCCCAAGAGGUCACGGAAGCUGAAAGAGGUGCGUUUGGAUCGGACACAUCGUGAUGGACUGGGUCUGAGUGUCAGAGGUGGGCUGGAGUUUGGCUGUGGUCUCUAUAUAUCACAGAUUGUCAAAGACGGUCAGGCUGGGAAUGUUGGCCUUCAGGUUGGAGAUGAGAUUGUGCGCAUCAAUGGAUACUCCAUCUCCUCCUGCAUCCACGAGGAGGUCAUCAGUCUCAUCAAGACAAAGAAAAUUGUAUCACUCAAAGUCAGGCAUGUGGGGAUGAUCCCAGUGAAAAGCUCAUCAGACGAACCCCUCAAGUGGCAGUUUGUCGACCAGUUUGUGUCUGAGUCAGGGGAGAAAAAAAGCAGUGUUGCAGGCCUGGCGUCCAUUGGAGGCAAAGAAAUCAAGGAGAAGAAGGUUUUCCUCAGCCUGGUGGGCACCAAGGGUAUGGGCAUCAGCAUCUCCAGUGGUCCAACCCAGAAGCCCGGUAUCUACAUCAGUAACGUCAAGCCAGGCACCCUCUCUGCAGAAGUUGGACUUGAGGUUGGAGACCAGAUUGUGGAGGUGAACGGGGUGGAUUUCACCAAUGCGGACCACAAAGAGGCGGUGAGAGUCCUGAAGAGCAGCAGGAGUCUGACUAUUACUGUUCUCACAGGAGCUGGCAGCGAGCUGUUCAUGACAGAUGAGGAGCGUCUGGCAGUGGAGGCCCGCAGGGAGCUGGAGAGGCAGGAGCUGAUGCACCAGAAGAGGGUGGCACUAGAGACCAACAAAAUCAUUAAAGAGCAGCAGGAGAAGGAGAAGCAGAGGAAGAUGGAGAUCUCUCAGAAGGCUGCGGAGGAAGAGGAGCGCUAUAAAAAAGAGAUGGAGAGAAUUGAGACGAUGGAGAGGAAGCACAACAGAGAGUGGGAGGAGGACUGGGGAGCCAAAGACAGGCCCAAGAGCCCUAAGAGCCCCCGCACUCCAAAGAGCCCAUCACCCGCCCCACCUGAGACAAAACCCCACAAGGCCAAGAGUUCUCCAUUUGGCUGGUUUUACCGAUAUGAGGGGAAACUGCCGUCAAUCCGCAAGAAAGGAGAAAAGAAGAAGAAAAAGAAGAAAGUGUCCAACACGGACACACUGCAGGAGCAGAGAAAGAGCAAGAAGGAGAUGGAGUUUGAGCUGAAACUCGCCAAAGAGAAGGAAGAGAUGUAUGAGCGAGAGAAGCAGCUAAAGAUCAAUCGGCUGGUUCAGGAGGUCUCAGAGACGGAGAGAGAAGACCUCGAGGAGUCUGAGAAAGUGCAACACUGGGUGGAGCGUCUUUGUCAGACUCGGUUGGAGCAGAUAUCCUGUGUGGAGAAUGAAUCCCCAGAGCUCUCCCCGCCACGCUCUCCUGCCUCGGAGCCCAAGGUGAAGCGUUUCCCUGGUGGCCUCCACCUAGCCACCACUGAUCUGGACGACAUUAACCUGGAUGAGGUGGAUCAGAGCCUGAGGGGCCCUCUGAAGAAACUGGCCCCCACCCAGCCCACCACUAGCCAGCCUCCCCCUCCCUUGCCUCUACCUCCACCCUCCCCUAAGCUGAACCCCACAAUACCCAACUACUCCCCCCCCACCUCUCGAGCAUCCCCGCAGCGGCGGCCUCCGUCUCCACCCAGCGUCAGAAAACCUCCCUCUGCCCCGUCUACCUUGACCAACAAGGGGCGCAGGCCUCAUCCUCAGCCUCCCCAGCCCCCACCUUCCUCCCACUAUCCUCCUCCAUCUCAGUCGUCAUGGCCCCCAUCUUCCCCUCAGCCUGCUCCACGGCCUCCUCCGCCACCACCCCCUCCUCCGCCACCUCCUCCGCCUCCCCCUCCGCCGCCACCCCCACAACACUCGGAAGAAAGAGUAGGAACCCUCAGCGGGUACCGCCAGCAUCAUCACCAUCACCUCCAGCACCCUCCCAGUCCUCCAGAGCGCAGGAGUGAGUGGGAGGCAGGUGGCUAUCUCCCAAGAGGAGGAAUUUACUCCUCCAACACCAGUGAAAUGUCGUAUCCCUCCAGUCCAAAGGUAAUGAGAAAUACCUCCCAUGCCAGUCGAAUUUCUACUUCAAGCACCCCCUUGCAACUAGCUCCUAGUCCCCCCAACCAGAGGCGUCAGAUGGCCCCUGUCAUGUCCAAACCUGUCAUGCUGCCGCAGUCCCAGACCCACCGACCAGAUCCACUCAGACCUGCGCUCCGUUCUGAUGGCCUGCCUCCGGAAAUGCUGAAACGGAUGGUUCCUUUCAACUCAUCUUUUAAAUCAAACAACAAACGACAAGGAUUUCAGAAAUACGAGGAAGAUUUUGAUCCAUACUCCAUGUUCUCCGCGGACCAGAUCGAUGGCCGAGAUGUGAGACUGCUGAGAAUCAAAAAGACUGGACAGCUUGACCUCGCUCUGGAGGGAGGUGCAGACUCUCCGUUGGGAAAGCUGGUGAUAUCCUCUGUGUAUGAAGGUGGCGCUGCAGAUAAGCACGGUGGCAUCGUGCCCGGGGAUGAACUUAUGGCUGUGAAUGGGAAGAUCCUGAUCGAUGCCACGUUGACUGAGGGACAAAACUCUCUGGCUCGGGCCUGGCAUAGUGGAGGGGACUGGAUCGAUGUUGUGAUCGCUAUUUCCCCUCCGAAAGAAUAUGAAGAUGAAGUAACGUUCUUCUAGUCUCAUCAACAGCCUGCCAAGAAAACCACACUCAUUAAAAAGAAGAUUUUCAUUGCUGAUGAUGCCUUCAAGAUUCACACUGAAGCUGGUCUUUUGUUUUUACUCAAGGCUCUUUGACAAUUAAGCCUUGUCUCAUGUAUCAAGAUAUUGACGCCAUCCAUACAGCCAGUGCACAUCCUCGUUGUCUUGUCUUGUUAAAGGAUGAUCCAGUCAAUAUUGGGUUGUCCUCAGUAAUCUUCUUCACCUCUAUCAAGCCUGUACAUGGUUAAACUCAUUUAGCUUCGCACCACUAGAUUCACCAUGCUAAUUGUACCCUUCAGACUUGUGUCUCAUCUGUCAGUGUAACAAUAAAUGGUGAGGUGAAACAGGCAAGCUGUAAUCACAGCAUCUCUUUAAUCUGCCUUUUGUCACAGCCCAAUAACGGACUGCUCACACCAGCAUUACAUUACCAGGCUGGUGUUACGGUGGCAAAUAUAAAGUCUGGUUAAUGAUUUUCAUUGGGCAAACAGCGAACACUGUCAGCACUAAGUGGUAUUUUCAGGAAGAAGAGAGAGAAGAAGUUUUUUUUCUAUAGCAGUUUACAAAGCAAAACAUGAAUUAUACAUUAUGAUAAGUAAUUUCUCCUGCUGUUCAAUUUUUUUUCACAAUUUAUGACCUCUGUAGAACAUUUUGGGAGAGAUUAACUGUACAUAUAUGCACCAUACUGUAUGUCGGGGAGACUUGAGGAGGGAUUGAA
Messenger RNA from Epinephelus moara (kelp grouper), 3764 nucleotides. It is a transcript of the gene ush1c, whose product is annotated as Usher syndrome 1C. The transcript is spliced from 27 exons. Gene Ontology annotation, cellular component: stereocilium tip; cilium; plasma membrane. NCBI's taxonomy places the organism in Eukaryota, Metazoa, Chordata, Actinopteri, Perciformes, Serranidae. Gene Ontology annotation, molecular function: protein binding. Gene Ontology annotation, biological process: inner ear auditory receptor cell differentiation; retinal cone cell development; sensory perception of sound. Bases 158 to 3028 code for a protein of 956 amino acids. The record is from RefSeq and is a predicted model, not a curated record.